CAAAGAUCCAAUCACCAGGAUAUUGUUUUGGAGAUGUUGCGAUGCUGUCAAGUCGAGAAACGGCGAUCAGAGUCCCCCAGGCCGUGCUACAUCGGUUGGUCGUCGUAGGAUAUACCUCUGCCUUGGAGUUGAAGUUUAUUACGCGUUCAGACGAGCCAAUUGACGGGUCUUGAUGCCGACCAAGAAUAAGGAUGAGGACUAGAUAGACUGAGGUUGAGGAUGAGAAUGAAAAUGAGUGGGGGAAAGUGCGGAGCCAAGUCGAAAGAGUGGUGAUACCCGAAUAUGGCAGGUCGGCAUCGUCAACAGCAGCAGCAGCAGCGACAACAACAGCAACUAUCUGCAGCCUCUUCCUUACAAAGUAUCAAUCAAACACCAGAGCAAUCAAUGAAAGACAGGCUCAUCCACAAGAGAAGAAGUGAGGACCUGAGUUGGUUACAUGAACGAGUCCCAUGAUUCUCACAGCAGUUGGUCUGACUCUCUGUCAAGGCCCUCUGUGCAUGCCAACCUGCAUGUUGUAUCAAGUCAUCCUGGUAUUGCGUGCAUGGAAUGACAUAAACAAGCAUAUCUAUCCGGCCUUACCCCGAGAGCUCGUACGCCGUCUCCGCAAGGGAAAUGGAUGCUGUUAAUCGGGCUGAUAAUG
Molecule: messenger RNA, 640 nt
Organism: Aspergillus novofumigatus IBT 16806
Lineage: Eukaryota; Fungi; Ascomycota; Eurotiomycetes; Eurotiales; Aspergillaceae
Exons: 1
Coding region: 283-453 (56 amino acids)
Source: RefSeq, a predicted model, not a curated record